AUGGCUGGCAGUACGCUGGCAAUUCGCUCCAAGAUGGCUUCCAUCAUGCAGCUGUCGUCGAUGUCACGCAGGUCGAUUUCGACAUCCCAGCUUGCCCUCCGUGCGAAGCCGCUUCGCUCCAUCAAUGUCUCCCAGUCCGUGUCGCGCGUUGCUCGCCGCAGCUACGCCGAUGCUGCUGCUCCUACUCCUACUCCUUCGCCCGCUCCUAAGCCCAAGAAGCGUUUCAGAGCUCUUCGCUGGGCCUGGCGCUUGACUUGGAUGUCCGCUAUUGGUCUCACCGGUGCCGUCGCAUACAGCAUUUUCGAUCUCCGUCAACCCCCCGACCAGUCCCCGCCUGACCCAUCCAAGAAGACCCUGGUCAUUCUCGGAACUGGCUGGGGUUCUGUCUCCCUGCUUAAGAAGCUUGACACUGAAAACUACAAUGUCGUCGUCAUCUCCCCCCGUAACUACUUCCUGUUCACUCCCCUGCUGCCCUCCUGUACUACUGGUCUGAUCGAGCACCGCUCGAUUAUGGAGCCUAUUCGCAACAUCCUGCGCCACAAGAAGGCCAGCGUUCAGUUCUACGAAGCCGAAGCUACUAAGAUUGACUAUGAAAAGCGCGUUGUAUACAUCAGUGACGAUUCCGAGAUCAAGGGUGAUAUCUCGCACACCGAGGUUCCCUUUGACAUGCUUGUGAUCGGUGUUGGUGCCGAGAACGCGACUUUUGGUAUUCCAGGUGUUCGUGAGAACUCCUGCUUCCUGAAGGAAGUCGGUGAUGCUCAGAACAUCCGUAAGCGUAUCAUGGACUGUAUCGAGACUGCUUGUUUCAAGGACCAGACUGAUGAGGAGGUCAAGCGUCUGCUGCACAUGGUUGUGGUCGGCGGUGGCCCCACUGGUGUCGAAUUCGCCGGUGAAUUGCAAGAUUUCUUCAACGACGACUUGAAGAAGUGGAUCCCCGAAAUCAAGGACAACUUCCAGAUUACCCUCGUCGAGGCUUUGCCCAACGUUCUCCCCAUGUUCUCCAAGCAACUGAUUGACUACACCGAAUCCACCUUCAAGGAGGAGGCCAUCACCAUCCGCGCCAAGACCAUGGUCAAGCAAGUCACCGACAAGUACAUCCAGGCCGAGGUCACCAAGCCUGACGGAAGCAAGGAACUCGAAACUAUCCCCUACGGUCUUCUCGUCUGGGCCACCGGUAACGCCGUCCGCCCCGUUGUCCGUGACCUUAUGAACCAGCUCCCCGCCCAAGCCGAAUCCCGCCGCGGUCUCCUCGUCAACGAAUACCUCGUUGUGAACGGUACUGAGAACGUCUGGGCUGUCGGUGACUGUGCCAUUGCCAACUACGCUCCCACUGCCCAGGUCGCUGGCCAGGAAGGUGCCUUCCUAGGCCGCCUGUUCAACACUAUGGCCAAGACCGAGGCCCUCGAGAAGGAGCUCGAGAACCUCUCCGACGCCCAGUCCCAAGCCAAGGGCGACGAGGCGCGCAACCAGAUCUUCGACGAGAUCCGUGAGCGCCAGAAGCAGCUCCGCCGUAACAAGCAGAUCGGUCCCUUCCAGUACUCCCACCAGGGUAGCUUGGCUUACAUCGGUAAGGAGCGUGCUGUGGCCGAUAUCAGCUGGCUGAGCGGCAACAUUGCCAGCGGUGGUACCAUGACCUACCUGUUCUGGCGCAGCGCCUACCUGAGCAUGUGCUUCAGCAGUAAGUUUUCACAUGACUUUGACCUAUCCUUGAAAUACACUGACUCACAUCACCUCCCAGCCCGCAACCGUGUCCUUGUCUGCGUUGAUUGGGUCAAGGCCCGUCUCUUCGGUCGUGACGUCUCCCGCGAGUAA
Messenger RNA from Penicillium soppii, 1812 nucleotides. RefSeq lists its product as uncharacterized. The coding region runs from base 1 to 1812 and encodes 603 amino acids. Gene Ontology annotation, molecular function: NADH dehydrogenase activity. Lineage: Eukaryota; Fungi; Ascomycota; Eurotiomycetes; Eurotiales; Aspergillaceae. The transcript has 2 exons. The record is from RefSeq and is a predicted model, not a curated record.